Messenger RNA from Colius striatus (speckled mousebird), 6660 nucleotides. It is a transcript of the gene WBP4, whose product is annotated as WW domain binding protein 4. The record is from RefSeq and is a predicted model, not a curated record. Lineage: Eukaryota; Metazoa; Chordata; Aves; Coliiformes; Coliidae. Gene Ontology annotation, biological process: mRNA splicing, via spliceosome. The coding region runs from base 841 to 1857 and encodes 338 amino acids. The transcript has 9 exons. Gene Ontology annotation, molecular function: protein binding; RNA binding; zinc ion binding. Gene Ontology annotation, cellular component: precatalytic spliceosome; nucleus.
GGCCGAUUACUGGAAAUCUCAGCCAAAAAAAUUCUGUGAUUACUGCAAGUGCUGGAUAGCUGACAACAGACCUGUACGAUGGUCUACCAUACUAUGUCCAUGAUUUUUUAAACUAGGAGUUUGAUUUAUAGGAUUUUUUUACAUCACUUUUGAUACUAAUCUACUGAUGCAUGAAAUUUGUUGUCCUAAAAUGCCUUUGUAUUACUUGUGACAUUUAAAAUAUAUUAUGUGAGAGCCAGAUAUGCAAGAUGGUGUGUGCUGCUCUACGUGGCAGUACAGAUAAGAACUGAAAUACCUGACCCUCCUUUUAUUUCAGUUCCUGUAACAUAACAUUUGAUCUGUCUUGAAACUUUGUUUGUGCCUAUUCCUAGCCUUUAUAUGCAAGUAGAAAGCAAAACCUGGCAUACUCACUGUUUAUAUAUGGUAGGCCUGGUACAGCCAGCACUCUUAAGCAUUUAGAGUAGAUUUCUGUCAUUUCACCCAGCCCACAGAAACAUCACUGGAUUACAGAAAGGUGUUCCUGACUUGCAGAUGCCAUUUGCACACUGCUAGACCCAUUGGUUUCUUGCUUUAAAAGUUCUGUAUUCCUGACUUGAUGCAGGAGUACUCUUGGAGCUGAGCUUCAUCUGGCUUACAGCUUGAUACCUGCAGUUCAAAAGGACAAGUGUCAGCUAAUUUGUUUAGGUUUCUUCCUGUAGUCAGCAAAGAAAAAUACAUGUUAAAAGGGAGACCCAGAGCAUUGAGUUUCAUGAAAGAGGAAAGAAUCAUAAAGAAAAUGUGGCAAAAAGAAUUAGUGAGAUUAAAAAGAAAAGCUUGGAAAAAGCAAAAGAAGAAGAAAACAUGUCAAAAGAAUUUGCAGCAAUGGAGGAAGCUGCAAUGAAAGCAUAUCAAGAGGAUUUGAAAAGGCUUGGAAUCAAGCCAGAUGAAGUAGGUCCCAGUUCAACACAGACUAAAACACAGAGUAACACACUGGAAACCAAAGUAAAGAAAGAAAAGAAGGAGAAGAAGGAAAAGAAAGAAAAGAAAAAAAAGUCAUCCCAGGACACCUCAGUGCUGCCAAAAACAGAGAAGAAGGAGUGGGUGCAAGGACUUUCUCCUGAAGGCUAUACGUAUUACUACAACACAAAAACAGGAGAAUCGCAGUGGGAGAAACCGAAAGGAUUCCAAGGCAACUCUCAGAACUCACAGACGGUGGCAGAGUGGGUAGAAGGUGUCACUGAAGAUGGUCAUACCUACUACUAUAACACACAAACAGGAGUAUCCACAUGGGAGAAACCAGCUGGUUUUGUUUCAUCUUCAAAUGAGAAGAGUCGACGUGACAACUGUUCUGAAGAGCUUGCGGAAACAGAUUCCAAAGCGUCUGAAUCAGACUCAGAAGACAGUGAAAAUGAAGGACAGACUUCAGAAACAAAUUUCAAGAGGAAAGGAGAUAAUGGUGAUGAAUCAGAGGAAAGGAAAAAAUCUCCCAGAGCUAAAAAGCUAAGUCCUUACGGGAAGUGGCGAGAAGUCAAGUCAGAAGAAACUCUUGAUCAAGACAAGAGUCCAUCAGGUUCCCAAGAAGCCUCUAGUGAUGCACCCAACCAGACCAACCCAUAUGGGAAAUGGAAAGCAAUUCCAGAAAAAGCAGAUGACGACGAAGAACCAAGUGAAAAAGUGGACCUGGAGCUUCCUAGUACAGAGAGUGACAACGUUCCACCUCCAGUGCUGGAGGUUCCAGAAGAUGAUACGACAGUGAUUUUUAAGGAGAAGACAGUGACCUCGCUGGGAGACCUGUCAGAAGGGGUGCCAACCUUUAAAAAGAGGAAAUUCGAAAAUGGGAAAUCCAGAAACUUAAGACAAAGACUGAGUGAUCAGUAAUACUUCCCAAAUCAUUUCAGAUUCCGUUUCAACUAGAGUGAAUUUAAAAGUUUAAUAUUUUAAACAGGCUUUUAUAAAGAAAAUAUUGGCUAGAAGUUAAGGAUUUACAGGUUUUAAAGCACAUGUGAGUUGCAGUGUUUUUCAGUUUUAUUUUGAUGUGAUUGACUUGAGAUUGGAAGGUUGUUUUCUCUUACUUAAGCAAUAUUGUAAAUACAUUCAUUUUUUUUAUUUUACCCAGCCUAUCUAAGUUCCAUUUCCUCUGUGUGUGCUGUUUUAAAUACGUUGUGUAAGGUUUUUUUACUCCCUUUCUAAGUAUGGCCAAAUGUAGUAACCCUUAACCUGUCAAAAAUGAUGCAGACUUUUUCUUUAUACAAAGGAACUGGAUCAAUGGCAUGUACUAGAGAGUAAAGUCAGUCCCCAUAAGAUGGUUUAUGUGCAGUAGUUUCCCAACCAAUGAGUAAAACUAUUGUGCUUACUAACCUUUGGCUAAUCACUUGCAGAAGACUAGGUGUUGAGGCUGUCAGCAUUUCAAAUAGAUUAUUUGAAACUGUUUUUCGAGCAGUUAGUCACAACAGUGCCACUCAUCUCAGAGGACAUUCUGAAAAAUGAAUUGUGUACAUGCAGGAUAAAUGUGUUAAACCUCUGCAGAGGAGUGAAACUGUAACUUUUAAUAACAGCCCCAGGGCCACCUGUGUUGGAGUAGGUAUUUCUGUGAUGUCUUUCCCUUGUAUUUUGCUUUAUUGCUGUCUCUACUUGAGUUUUCCCUUCUCUUUACACAUGCAGUUUUCUUCUUGUAGUCUUUUUUUUUUUUUACUCUUUCCAUUUAAAAAAAACACCUGCCUGCUAUUUUCAUCCCAAAAAAAAGAUUCCAGAGACCUUUCCCUGCUACAGCACCCUGCACCCUUCUUGAGGCUGAUGGGUUUAUUCUGUUGAUAGGAGCAGCAUGUUUGCUGAGGGGGGCUCACCAUGUCAAAGCUUCAAUGUUCUCAGUACCACAGGAGAGCAAAACAACAGAUGGACAAGUAGAGGUGAUGGCUACACUCUCCAAGAUGGCUUGGAGGGUUGUAGAUUUGAUUUCUUCACUUGGUGGGACUGGUCUGCAUUGAGCAUCAUCAAGACUCGUUUGCUGCUUCUCUGGGUAUCAAACAGUGGACUCUAAAGGGGUCCAUUUAGAAAAGAUGUCUCUAGAUCCUAGAACUCACAGUAUUUUGUUCAGGCCACUCUCGGGCAAAAACACAAGGGUGCAGCUAAGACAGUUCACCAGCUGUAGAAAAAUAGAGGUGGUGACUGCUGUGCUUGAACUUCCUUGAGCAAUUGGCUGUUGCUGUGUCAGAUCAGCAGAGAAAGGGAGUGCAAGACAAGGAAUCUGGUUUAUCAGCUAUUCCAAUAGCAGCUGAGUCCUUUUCUUUAUGCUGUGGCAUUUUGUCUGUGCAUAGAAGAGAAUUAAGUACUGUAGCCAUGUUUCUUUGGCUUCAUCAGGGUUGUUGUACCAUUUCUCAUGUUCAUUUCAAGAAAUUUGAGUUUCCUGUAAUAGCUCGCCCUGGACUGACACUUAGAGCUGCAGGAUGCCUGCUGGGUGCUCCCACAGUCACAGAUGCAGGGGAAUACAAUGUGUGUUCCACAGGAAAGACCUCUCAUGUGAGGCUAGAACAGAAAUGUCCUUUCUGUGAGGACAGAGUCUCAGGUUUCUUAAAAACCAGAUUUUUCAGAUUUUGUUCUUAUUCUUUGAGCACUACCCCAGCAGCUAGGAGCCUGCUCCAACGUGAAGCCUCCUGUGUUUGUGACCAGUUUACGCUCGUUUCCUCCCAGUUUGCACAAGUAGCUUCAGCUGAGUAGCUUUUCUUCCUUUUGAAUCCAUCGUGUCUUUUCGGAAUCCCAUAAAGCGUCCCUGUGUGACAGGACCUUCAGUGCUCCACCUGCAAUUCUCUUCAUUCCGGCCUGACUUUGCCUGGACUCUGUUCAAGGAAGAUUAAAGCCACUUGUGAUGUCACUAAUACUUCCUUACUGUCUUGGAAGUAACUCUUGCUACUCCCUAAAGCACAUUUGCCUUUCACAUGACUGCACCACACUGUGAGCCUUGGGUGCCCUGUGAUUUACCAGCACAACUGGCUCUUUCUACUCCUUUUACCAUUACCAGCUGCCAAGUUAACAGCUGAUUGUGCUUUCCUUUCAAGCACAAUUUGAUUUUCUUACAAACCUGUUUUGAACUCAUCCUGCUUUUGUUACUCCAAGCCUAAAGUAUAUAUAUUUCUCUGUGAUGUCUGCAAAAUGUUUGUAUUGUAUUGUUUAUUAGUACAGGGGUUUUAGUAGGCUCUGCUUGUUAUAUCCUCCGAGGAGGACGUCUUUCCUCUUUUAGUGAGGUUCUCAAAAUAUUAGCAUCCCUCCUUAAAACUGUUUUGUCACAUCGAAGUGGUCAUAGGCAGUGAUCUAAGAGACCUGUAGCCAAAUAUAAAACUACUCAAAACUUGUUUCCUUGAGGAGCUGCUGUUAAUUGGAAUCUGAACCAAAGGUCUUAGCCAAGGACUGCGUUAAAUAGGACAAACCAAAAUAUUAGGGGAAGAAAGAUUAAAUGUUUCCUUUGUUCACUGCCAGUAGAGUUGGUUUAAGUAGCACAGGCUUGCUCCUGCUGCUGUGGCUUCCAGAGCCUGCACACGGCAGACACAAGGCGCUGUGCUGCCUGUCACCUCCACAGGGCAGUUUGAGGAGAGACCAAUUUAUUCUUUGUCCUGAAGUGUAAAUUAUACUAAGGGCCCCCGUUGCACCAAAUUUGAUCUUUCCAAAGCCACUGUUUAUUGUUGCACUGUGCUGUCAUUCAUUCUCUUUAUUGUGUAUGUAAACCAAAUGUUUUCUCUUCUAUAAAAAAACAGUGUCUGAGAGAGAUGCAAGGCAGACGCUGCUUUUCCAGGACAUCUGUUCUGCACAGAACUCUCUCCCUUCUGGGCUAUUGCCCUCCAAAAUCUUCCUUUGCAGUUUGCUGUAGGAAUCCUCUUGGUAUUGCCACAGUUAGCUCCUCAUCUGCUAAUCUUUCCUUUGACAAGGAAUGUUCCUUUGACUGUUUCAGAAGAAGAGUGGUUUUCUGACUAAUCCAUUUUCUCUGAUGCAGUGUGUUGUUGUUAUCUGCUUGCACUGCAAGCCCUGAGUGAGGAUGGAACCCCUGGCCUUAGGGGCUGUUGAGAACACGAUUACACUGUGAGGAGUCAUGAACAUGAUUACACCAUGAGGAAGAGAGUUGGAGAGAAAGGGGAAGUUGUCACAGUUUCUGAUGAUCAUGUAUUUUAUGUGGUUUGGGGUGAGUCAGCUCACUGCUCUGUAUUUUAGUUUUCCUUACCCCAUCUUUCUCCUGUCUUGUCUAUUUAAAGAGAUGGCUCCACAGUACAGGUCACCUAUCUUUGGUGAUGCUUUUAGAAGCAAACACAUUUCAUAUACUAAAAAAGACAAUUGUUGUUUGAGGCAUUUGUUACAGCAGGAGCUGUGCAAAGACUUGCUCAGUUUGACUCAGGUUAUAGAAUAAUCCUUAUUCCUAGUCAGCAAAUUUUAACCCUUCACCUGGGAACUUAUAGACUGAAAUCCAGGCUUUCACAAUAAAGAUUGCAUUUUGUUUGAACCUCAUAGAAUCUCUGCUGCAGCUUCACCCAGUCCUGAUAUUCAGAUUUAGAAGGCGGGAUAGCUGGUCAUGACAUUGAUCCAAGUUAAAUUCACUAACCUCUGCAUGUAUAAAAACAUUCCUCCUCCUCCUCCUCCCACAACUACCCCCGUAAAACAUAGUGCAGUGGCAUCUGAGAAAGGGAGUAAAAAAACUAUUUCACGCUGCUUGGUUUCCUUGAUUUGCUUUUUGAGCUGUGCCUCCCCGUUUCAGUACUUCCCUCACGAUUGCUGUCCUCCUCCGUUUGUCUUCCUCUGGCAUUCCCAGGUGUGCGAAUCCACGUGUGGCCGCAGUGCUGCCUUUCUGGCCGCCGACGGCCCCUCGUCCCCUGCUCUGCCGAGAGCCUCAGAGAACCUCCCGUUGUCCCACAUGGGCCACCUUGACUGCAGAUCCCAGCUUAGGCCGGGUGCUGCCACAGCCCCCAUGCAAGCAUCUCUAUUUGCAGACACCACGAAGAUGUUUGCAAGCUGACUACAUGUGCUCUUUUGAUUGCCCUGAUGAGUUGUUUUCCCUAGACAGAUUUCAUUCCGUUCCUCCUACGGGGUUUGCAGCCCUUAAAUCCUUCUGUUUGUUGGUACAGAAGCUGCCCGUGUUCCAUCAGCUGUGGCAACCCCUUGGUUCUCUUUUGUCAGCCAUAUAUAUCUCUUUAGUCUCUUAUAUCUACCUCUUAAGUCCUUCUACCUUCUACUUGCUAAAUUAUUAUCGUAGAAAUCGCGUUAACCAUUGGUGUGAUUAACAAAUUCAGCUGUGUGAAAUGUUUUGGGAUAGAGCUUGAAUAAGUUUCUGCACAAAGCAAAAAAUGCUGCAGAUAAUAAUCUGAAAAAAAGGCUAAAAUUGCCCAAGAGGAUUCCCAGAGAGUGUCAGCAAAUGCAGCUUUGAUUUUACCUGUAAAAGUAGAAAUAGCCAACGUUAAAACCCAUCAGGCAGCACUCUACAGACCACGGGCCAAAGAAUAUGGAUUUUAAAGGCUUGUUCACUGAAGCCAGAGUGAAGAAGAGUGCGGUGAUGGAAAAGUGCUUCCUUUAGGUUUUAAGUAUUAUCUGCAGAGUUGAACAGCUGGUUCCCCUUUAACAGCUUCUCAGUUGCCAUUACAAAAUACUGCGAGCUCUUGGAGUGGAGUUGAUAGGAAAAUAGCGAAUAAAGCUUUCAUUUGAACAGUC